Ipomoea triloba (trilobed morning glory) is the source of this 1003-nucleotide messenger RNA. Its product is annotated as formin-like protein 1. The record is from RefSeq and is a predicted model, not a curated record. The transcript has 5 exons. Lineage: Eukaryota; Viridiplantae; Streptophyta; Magnoliopsida; Solanales; Convolvulaceae. Bases 1 to 864 code for a protein of 287 amino acids.
AUGGAGCAACUGAAGCCAAAUCCGCCCAAUUCAACUUCACUAACUCCUCUCACUUUCUUGGAGAAGGCCGCUAAUAUAUAUGGCGAUGCCGCCUCUGUUGUCUAUAACGACGUCACCUUCACCUGGUCGGAAACUCAUCUCUUCAUACAGAGAUCCCAGAUCUGCUUUGAACAUAUUCGAUCCACCCACCGCCACACCAGACCACUGCUUCCACACAAACGCAACCACACCAAUGCUUCCAUCUCAGCCACACCACCGCAGCCUCCACCGCCACCGCCACCGCCACCGCCACCGCCACCGCCUCCGCCUUCCACCGUUGCAGCCACCACUGCCGUCGCAAACAGAUCUGCCGCCCGCACCAGCCACGACCACCAUUGCAGCCUUCGUUCACCUCUGCCUCAGUCACGGCGACCGCGCCUCCGCCUCCAUCGCCUUUGCCGUCGUCUGCCUCCGCCACCAGCCUCCGUUGUAAGCACCACCACCGUAGCCACCAUCCAUUUUCGCCUCCCCCGCAGCCACCAGAUCUGCGCAGCGCAACCACCACCACCGUCCGCCAUUUCCCCUCCACAGAAGCCACCACCGUCCGCCAUUUCCGCCUCCAUUGCGCAGAAUCUGAAACUUGUGAAAGAUGCAUUUAGCCAAAGGUUAGGAGUGGAAGCCCUUGGUAGGGUCAAACCAAAGGUAGAUCCUCUGUUCUUGUGGGGCUCCUGCAAUUCGUCCAUCUUUACGGCCAAGACAGAACAGUACAAAGAAGCCAUUUUGGCAUAUGCAAUCCUUCUCAAAAUAGAAAAUGACAAGAAUGGGUUGGAUACUAAGGUGGAGAAGCAUGAUUCCUCGGUGCAUAAGCAGAUCAAAGAUAACUAAGGUGGUCAUUAGGUUCUUAUUUGAUGCUUCUAAACACUAAUAUGAUAUUUUGUUUUUCUUAGAAAGGUUUUUAUAUAUAUAUUAGAAAGCUUGUGUAUAUAUGGGAUGAUUCAAAGAAAAGAUUGUAUAUAUUAAUUGA